AUUCCAACUACAUCAAUCCGAUCUACACUAUGUCUGCUCCAGUUGUUACCCCUACCUCAACCUCGACCUGUUCCUUGUUGACCUGGAAGGACCCUGUCCAAACCGCCAAGGUCUUCGGUGGAAUUGUCACCACUUUAAUUGUGUUCAAGUUUGUUAACUUGUUCAACCUUUUCUUCCACUUGGCCUACUUGGGUCUUCUUGCUGCUGCUGCUGCUGAAUACGCCGGUAAGUUGGUCACUGGUCAAGGCUUUGUCACUAAGUACAAGCCAGGUACCAAGUCCUUUGCCGCCAAGUUCAACGCUGAUGUCUUGCCAUCCAUUGCCAAGUUCAACACCAAGGUUGAAGCCGAAGUCCAAAACAUUGUAUAUGCUCACGAUAUCGAAACCACCUUGAAGGCUGGUGGUAUCUCUUACAUCUUGUACAAGCUCACCUCUUGGUUCUCCCUUUACACAUUGGUUUUCUCCGCUGUUGUCUUGACCUUCACCGUUCCUGCUGCUUACUUCCACAACAAGAAGGAAGUUGAUGCUGCUAUCCACCAAUACUCUCAAUGUGCUCAAGCUAAGUUCUCUGAACUUACCAAGGUUGCUCACGAAAAGGCUGCCCCACACUUUGAAACCUUGGCCAAGAAGACCGGUCCAAUUGGUACCUUCAUUUCUAGCAAGAUCCCAACUAGAACCGCUGGUUCCACCGUUGGUUCUGACAGAUCCACUUCUUAUGCUUCCAUCCCAGCUUCCACCAAGCCAGCUGCCGCCAAGCCAGCUCCAGCCAACCCAGUUGUCGCUAAGUCAGCUGACGUCACCGUCCCAGUCUCUGUUGAACCUGAAGUCGCCACCACCACCGGUGCCUCCAAGUUCCCAGACGUCCCAGCCUCUUUGCAAGCUGACAUCAAUGCUGCUGUCCACGAAGCCAAGACCAAGACUGGUGAAGUCCCAGCACCAAACUUGUAAAUGCGCUUGCGCAUGCAAGUGUGAGAAAUUGUUUCUUUUCUAACUAUUUGUUUUAUUUUAUCUACUGUGCUUCAGUGGAGGGGUCCGUUUGUGACCUAUACGAGAUCUCUACUAUUUAUUUGAUAUUAUUGCUCUAAAAAAAAAAUGAACAUGUA
This is a messenger RNA of [Candida] anglica, 1102 nucleotides long. NCBI's taxonomy places the organism in Eukaryota, Fungi, Ascomycota, Pichiomycetes, Serinales, Debaryomycetaceae. The record is from the annotation of a GenBank genome assembly.